GAGGCGGAUUUCCUCAAUCCCUGCAUCCUCUCACCGCCCUCGAUCCAGGUGCAGCCUCAGGUUGAAUAUAGGCAUGGGAUGUCUGUUGCUCAACACUACCCAAGCAGAGGCUGUGUGACAUGUGAAUUGCAAACUUACGUUUAGGACAAACACUUCUCAAGAGUUAGUUUGGAUCAGCACUAUGAUGGAGGAACCCAUGCCUAUGGAGGAGAAGAGUCAGCCACCAAGUCCUCAUCAUGGCUCCCUCAGGAAGGCAAUGGCUGCUGCCCUGGCCUUUGAUGGUGAAGGCACAAUGGGCCGAAGGAAAAAGAAAAAGAAGGAAUCUCGGCCAGAAUCUAUUAUUGUCUAUCGGUUAGAAAAUGAAAAAGCAGAUGAGGAACAGGAAGAAUAUGAAGAAGGAGAACGUUCCAUUGAGGAGGAGGGAGACAAGUUCCUUGGCCACCCUAUGGCUGAGGGUUUGUGGAACAUGCCCCAAGACAGCCGCUAUGUCACAUUAACAGGCACUAUCACUCGAGGGAAGAAGAAGGGUCAGAUGGUAGACAUCCAUGUUACUUUAACAGAGAAGGAGCUGCAGGAGUUGACCAAGUCCAAGGAGUUAGCAAAUGAUGCUGCACCAGAGGGAAAGAAGGCCUGCCAAAUAGCAGCAGACCAAGGUCCACAUGUGGUCUUGUGGACAGUGAUCUGCCUGCCUGUGAUUUUUGUCCUUUCUUUCAUUGUUUCUUUCUACUAUGGUACAAUCACUUGGUACAACAUUUUUCUGGUGUACAAUGAGGAAAGGACCUUUUGGCACAAGAUCUCCUGCUGCCCCUGCCUCAUCCUCUUUUAUCCAGUCCUCAUCAUGGCUGUGGCCUCUUCUCUGGGCCUCUAUGCUGCUGUAGCCCAGCUCUCAUGGUCCUGGGGAGCAUGGUGGCUGGCUGCCCGAGACAUGGAGAAAGGCUUCUGUGGCUGGCUCUGUAGCAAGCUUGGCCUGGAAGACUGCUCACCCUACAGUAUUGUGGAACUGCUCGAGUCUGACAAUAUCUCUGGCAGCCUCUCCACCAAGGAUCCCACACAAGUGGAAGAAACCUCUGCUGUCUAACCACCCCAUUUCCCCCUAGGCCCUUGUUCUCUUCCAGAGUGGGCCAAUGGCAUUACUCUUUAUGUGCCAUUUCAAAUUUCCGAAGAGUACAUGGGAAUAAUAUCUGGAUCAAUGAUACCUUCCUUGUUCUUCUGAGUAAACUUAGCUUUCCCCAGACAUUCCAUCUAAUAUCUGUCAACCUGCCUACUUUGGUGGCUCAAUCUGGAGUUCCAUGGUAGCCAGGAAAGAAGGAGA
Molecule: messenger RNA, 1312 nt
Organism: Vombatus ursinus (common wombat)
Lineage: Eukaryota; Metazoa; Chordata; Mammalia; Diprotodontia; Vombatidae
Gene: TMEM169
Product: transmembrane protein 169
Exons: 3
Coding region: 182-1078 (298 amino acids)
Source: RefSeq, a predicted model, not a curated record